Messenger RNA from Oryza sativa Japonica Group (Japanese rice), 1670 nucleotides. RefSeq lists its product as uncharacterized. Lineage: Eukaryota; Viridiplantae; Streptophyta; Magnoliopsida; Poales; Poaceae. The record is from RefSeq and is a predicted model, not a curated record. Gene Ontology annotation, molecular function: single-stranded DNA binding; DNA replication origin binding. Gene Ontology annotation, cellular component: nuclear replication fork; nucleus. Gene Ontology annotation, biological process: DNA replication; DNA replication initiation.
UCUUCCUAUUCCCAUCUCUCUCUGCAUUUCUCGAUCUGAUUCCUGUGCGCAAUCGGCAGCGCGCGGAUUCCAGUGGUGCUCCUCCACGCCUCGCCGCUGCAUCUCCACCCAUGGCGACCGCCGCCGCCGCCGACGACCUGGACCUCCUCCUCUCCCUUGACGCGGACGGCGGCGAGGCCGUCCUCGAGACCCCUCCCUCCUCCCCGCGCCGCGACGCCGCCACCGCCGCGGCCUUCACCCCUCCCAGGGCGGUGCGCCCCGGCGGCACCGACAUGUCCGUGUUCCGUGACGCCGUCAAGGACUACCUCGACGCCACCCCCGCCGCCGUCGCAACCUCUCUCCCCAAGGGGAAGAGGCCCCCCAAGUCCACCGAGACCAUCGUCGACGCCCACUCCGGCCUCCGCAUCAGGAGCCUGACGGCGUCGCCGCUCGAGAUCACCAACCGCUUCGCCGACAUUCGGUUCGUCCGCAUCUCCGCCAUCAGGAACCUCGCCGGGGGCGACAGCUUCUCCGGCUGCUGGGCGACGGCGGGGGUGGUGCUCGACAAGGGCGCGCCGCGGGUGAGCGCGCAGGGGAAGGAGUACAGCAUCUGGAAGAUGGGCGCGCUCGACGACGCCGACGUGUCGGUGUUCCUCUUCGGGGACGCCCACGCGCACCACUCCGGCGCCGCCGUCGGCGCCGUGUUCGCGCUGUUCAACGGCAAUGUCCGCAUGGACAACGGGGGGAGAGGGUUCUCGGUGAGCGUCGCCUCCGUAGGGCAGAUGAUGAAGAUGGGAGUCUCCGCGGAUUUCGGGAUCUGCAAGGGGAAGAGGAAAGAUGGGAUGGGCUGCACCAUGGCCAUAAACAAGCGUAAAGGAUCAUACUGCAAAUUUCAUUCAUCGAAAUCCUCACAGAAGUACUCUACUGGCAGGGUAGAGCUUAAGGGCGGAAACUUCAAAUUUGCUUCAAAACUUCGUUCAGAAGGGAUUUACAUGGUCAAUCCCCUAGAACGAUCCAAUUCAAGAAACCCAUUACAACCAGUAAAAGUGAUGUCAAUAGAUGGGUUAAAAAGGGCUUUGAGUAAUGCAGAUAGAGUGACUGCUAAGAGCCAGUCACAGGGUAUAAGGUUCCUUUCCCAUGUUACAGGUAAUAUAGAAUCAAAUUUGUCCAGCAAUGGUUCCACCAAUCCACAGACAUCAAGGUUCAGCUCAAACAAAAGGUCCACAUCUUGUAGCACCAAAUCAAUGCCCAAACCGGGAUUACAAAAGCAAGAGCAAGAUAACAAGAAAAUGAAGAUGACAUGCCCUCCAAAGAAAACGAUUGAGCUUGAUGACGUCAGCUCGGACGAUGAGAUCAGUAUAGUGCUAAGACGCUGAUAGCGUAGUUUCAUUGCCCUCCAAAGAAAACAAUUGAGCUUGAUGAUGUCAGCUCGGACGAUGCGAUCAGAAUAGUUGCUGAGACGCUGAUAGCGUAGUUUCACUGCCGAGUGGUAUACAGUGGAUCACACUGGCUGUACAUGUAGUCAAGCAACAAAUUAUUAAACAUAGGCAUUUUGUAAGGUCCUUGUAGAACCAUGUGAUGCAGCCAGCAGCCAUCUUUCUCAACAUGGAGACAUGGUUUUACUGAAUAUUUGUGUACAAUUGUUUGAGAAGGAAUCAUCUGAAAGCUCUUGUCAAUACAAUUUUGUACAA